CACUACGUCCCAGGGCCUGACACUUGUAUCCAUGUGUCCAUUGAAUACACUUUUGCCAAUAGUAUUUAUAGAUGGGGUGGUUACAGGAAGUGAUGGUGCGUCAGGAGAAUGUAGGGAUCUGCAUGACCGAGUCAUUACGCCUGGUCUUCACUGCGUCCCAGGGCCUGACACGUGUACCCUGUGUGUCUGUUGAAUGCACUUAUGCCAAUAGUAUUUAUAGAUGGGGUGGUUACAGGAAGUGAUGGUGCGUCAGGAGAAUGUAGGGAUCUGCAUGACCGAGUCAUUACGCCUGGUCUUCACUACGUCCCAGGGCCUGACACUUGUACCCUGUGUGUCUGUUGAAUGCACUUAUGCCAAUAGUAUUUAUAGAUGGGGUGGUUACAGGAAGUGAUGGUGCGUCAGGAGAAUGUAGGGAUCUGCAUGACCGAGUCAUUACGCCUGGUCUUCACUGCGUCCCAGGGCCUGACACGUGUACCCUGUGUGUCUGUUGAAUGCACUUAUGUCAAUAGUAUUUAUAGAUGGGGUGGUUACAGGAAGUGAUGGUGCGUCAGGAGAAUGUAGGCCUCUGCACGACCGAGUCAUUAUGUCUGGUCUUUACUACGUCCCAGGGCCUGACACGUGUACCCUGUGUGUCUGUUGAAUGCACUUAUGUCAAUAGUAUUUAUAGAUGGGGUGGUUACAGGAAGUGAUGGUGCGUCAGGAGAAUGUAGGGAUCUGCAUGACCGAGUCAUUACGCCUGGUCUUCACUACGUCCCAGGGCCUGACACGUGUACCCUGUGUGUCUGCGACAAUGGACAGCCCAAGUGGUGCAAGGCUGUGCUCUGUUCCCCUCCACAGGAUUGCAAAUCGUUCCGAGUGGGCAACUCGUGUUGUGAGUUCAUCUGUCUGGACGACACGAUACUGAACAGAGACGGAGGCCAUGACAUCAACGCUGACCUCGGUCUGCGUCUCAUCGCCAGUGCCAUCACGGCCAUCCUCUCCCUGUCCCUACUGUUCUUCCUCAUCCACAGGCUGAGACAACGGAAGAUCAGGGGUCGUCAGAGCCGACAACUGAGUGAGGACUCGCGCAGUCUGGGCAGUAUCGGCUACAUCGCUGGUAGCCUCGGCUACUUGCCACCCACACUGGGUUGUCAGGACUACCAUUACGAAGAAGCCGGCUCGCAUUUCCCACUUUGGAAGCCUCCAGGGAACUACUUCCCGCGGGGGGAGGCGCCUCCACCGUAUGAGGAGGCUGUGGCAGCAGCGAGAGCCGAGGCAGCAUUGGCAGCUAGGACUACACCUGGUCCGAGUCUCAGUGUCCAUUCGCACCUGCACCACCAGCACCGCACCAUCCCCCUGACUCUGGCCACCAGUGGACCACUGUCACCCCCGCCACCCGAGGCCCGCCUCGCCACCAUCCGGCCCGACCUGUUCUUCCAGGAGGUGGUACGGGACCCGGCCGCUCCACCCACCACUGACUCUCUGCCAAGCAGGGUGGGUCCACUGGAAGCACAGUGUGUCCGACCCUCGGUCCACACCACUCUGCCGACUGUGAUGGAAGACGACGAUUACCGCAGCGAGUGUGAGAACUGCAACAUGGCCGAGCAGGGGGGAGAGUUUGACACGGAGAUGGAGACCAUGACGUUGCACCGCAGGCCCCAUGAGGAGACAGCCGAUCCCUUCCCACCGUACAGAACAUCGCUGACGCUGCCCACCAACUGUAGGCGCCAGAGGUCCACCCCGAUGGGAACUCCUGCUCAGUCUGGAGCCCGAGAGAACUGGUUCAGCAGCAUGCCCUCGUCCACGUCCUCCUCUGAAGAAGAGUAAUCAGGAUUGCCAAUCGACAAAACCGGUCUAACGACUCAAGUUGCCUCAUCGUGCUAGCUCACUACCACAACAGGAGCCCUCCCAAACGAUUUUUAUACAGAUUUUGUUCAACUGUCUCGACGACUUUCCGUUGAACAUCGAUGUGUUAAACGGGUUUGCUAAUAGGCUAUUUUAUAUUUUUAAUUUAAGAAUGUUUCUGUUGUUGAUUGUGACGUGUACACAUACAGGAAAUAUUUAAACCAGUGGUCGAGAUGGCCGCAUGGUCUAAAACGUAGGACUUGGAUCUGCGUUAGAUAUCACAGUUUCAAAUCCUGUCUCUGACCGUUGCACUGACUUUUCUCCUUAUUCUGUUUGAUAUCCUCCCACAGGCCAUUAGCCCAUGAGAUGAGCUGAAUAUGGCUAAAAAAAUGAAAUAGGUUGUUGACAACAGUGGGCUUUUCUUGUUUUAGCCCUGAUGACAUAGACGAUUUUUGGUAAUUUUUAUUUUUUUAUUUUUUUUAAGUUUUGUUAUUCAAUGGAACUAAAAUGAUAUUAUCAGUUUUGUAAUUUCAGGAAAAGAAACCAAAGUAAUCAUCAUAUUUCUAAUAUAUCUGAAACAGUAAAAAGAUACAGUACUUUAUCAGUUAUCAGAAUUUUGUUUCCUUGUAUAAUUUCUCAGAAUUAAUACUGCUUUAAAAACGUAUGUGUACACAAAAUUCGGAGUGGUCAACAAAAAUAUUCUUAAGGGUUUUAAAGGCUCUAUUGGAUAAGGUAUUAUUUUCUGUACCUUAUUUGAAUUGUUUAUUCAGAAUUUCCUAUGUGCCAUUGUACAAUUUUGCGUAUAUUGCAGACGUAAAUUAUGAGCUGGUUGUAGAAAAAUAGAGAUUUGCAACCGUAAAAUGGUUGUACAUGCUUACGUAACGUUUAUGUAAAGUUCUUCAGUUAAAUGAGAGAAACAAUUUAUAUAAAUUUUUUCCAAACAAAUUUAAAACAUUUAGUAACUAAAUAGAUUGUUAAUUUUAUUGGCAAAAUCACUGUAUUUGUCCUCUUGAUAUUAAAAUCAACUUAAAAAUAAGAAUAAUAUGGAUUUAGAAAAAAUAGAUACCUAAAGUGAUGACUUUAAUCACAAUCUAUUCAAAAAUGGUUUUACUCAUUUAACUCAUUACUACCAAUUAAAAUUCAAAUAUUUCUACCCUCAGGUACUGAAUUAAUUUUUUAUUUUGCAAUAGAAAUCCUUGUUUGGGUGUUUAGGGUCAAUUAAACAUAUUAAACAACCAUAUAAAACGUUAGAAUUUUAUUCUAUUAUCUUAUAAAAUUUAAGUAUUUAGUUGCCUAGUAACAUUUGGAUUUAUGCCAGAUCUAACAUUAAAAAUAAAAUUAUGUGAAUCAUUAGCUUGCCUUGGCCAUUGUUUUAAGGUUAGGCUUUGUCACAUAUUUAAAAAAAAAAUUCUUUAUCAUCACUUAGUUUCACUCAAAAUUAUUGUUGUAAAUUUACCAUCACUCACUUCAUUUUUACUUUCAUUGAGUAUGUGCUCCACAAAGUAACUGAAACUCUCGGAAAAGAAUGGCUUCAUUUCAUACAGCAAAAUCAAAACAAUUAACUGAUGAAAUGGUAAACAACAAUUAAUUUUGAGAGUCGACCAGCUUCAAAAUCAAACAUGUUAUGACAGUCUGUAUAAUAGUACGGACAAAUGCAAAAAUAAUCGGUAUAAGGAAUAUUUGUAGACUCAAAAAUUACAAACUUAAGUCAUUGGUAGCCAGGGGGUUAAAUAAAAAAUUGUUGUAUCUUGAUGUAAACUGAGAGCAAGCGUGUUCUUACAAAUUUGGAACUCGUGCUGAGAUCUACCCUACUAGAUCAGAAUUCACAGCUGAUGAAUGAUCAACAGUAAAUCUUCACUGUCUUUAAGGAUGACUGUAGAUGUCUAAAGAUAUGAUUUUUUCAUUCACUAAAAGAUGCUACAAAGCAAAUCUUUCUUUUGAAUAAGGUGGUUAGUUUUAUUCUGAUAAUGCUUUUAACAUUGAGUGGAAAAUCAUUUCCAAAUAAAUAUUAAAUGCACAAACUAAACUGUGCAUACUUUUGAUAAAUAUUUCUUAAAUAGUUGCAUAUAUUAUUAGAAUCAUCUUUGAGCCAGUUAUCUAAAAGAGUGUACAAAGUUAACACUAGGAAUGGCCAAAGCUUCUAAAAAUUUUUGAACUUUUGAAGUUGAUUUUGAAAAUUAGGAGGACUAUAUAGAUUUUAACAACAAUUUAAAAAAAAUCUAUUUUAUGCUGGAAAAUAUGAAUAAUUAAAAUUUGUGCAUGAAUAUUUGACCCUAACACACCAUAUUAGUGAAAGAACAGUUUUGAGUUUGUUUGAAUUAGAUAUUUUAAAAUCUUUGGAUUUCAAAAUUUUCUCCGUCCAAUCAUAAAAUCAUGAUUUUAUAGUUUUAUGAAAAGGAAUUGACAUAAAUUUAUGAUACAAACUUAAUAUAUACACUGUACACAACAUUCAGCAUUGUGAAUAAAAAAAAUUAUUGUGUACUACGAGGGGUAUUAGAAAAAUAAGGUUCCCGUGAUUUUUUUUAAAUAGGCAGCUCUAUAUUUCUAC
This is a messenger RNA of Homalodisca vitripennis (glassy-winged sharpshooter), 4372 nucleotides long. Its product is annotated as integral membrane protein DGCR2/IDD-like. The transcript has 6 exons. The record is from RefSeq and is a predicted model, not a curated record. Gene Ontology annotation, cellular component: membrane. Bases 649 to 1806 code for a protein of 385 amino acids. Lineage: Eukaryota; Metazoa; Arthropoda; Insecta; Hemiptera; Cicadellidae.